Messenger RNA from Effrenium voratum, 8867 nucleotides. NCBI's taxonomy places the organism in Eukaryota, Dinophyceae, Suessiales, Symbiodiniaceae. The record is from the annotation of a GenBank genome assembly.
GAAGGAUCCACCCAGGCCUGCUUAGCCUGUGAUAUCUACAUCCACGUCCGCCCGCAGGUUUUUCUGCGGUGGGAGGAACCGGGCCUGAGGCCGAUCCAGACUCAAAGACAUCGACCCAGCAACCCAGCGGCUCAGCUCACCGACCCUUUGAAGCCGCAAAAAACGGCACUCGGGCCCGGUUCUCCAACCCGCUCCAUGAGCAAGAGCGACUUCGAUUAAUCAUGGCACUGCGGCUCCUGUGCAGUCUGCUGCUGCUGCUGCCCUGCCGCAGUGACGAGGUAAAGCCAGUGGUCACAAACUACCUGGGCUGCUUUGACACGCGUGAGCGUGAGAGCUAUGGCUUCCGAAAGAAGCACUGGGCCUCAAGCCUCGAGGAUGUCAUGUUCAAGUGCAGCAUGUACAGGUAUGCAGUUUUGGAGUGCCCAUCGGAGACAAGAGCAGUGUUUUGGUGCACCAACCAGCUCUUCCCGCCUUCCAAGAAGCUUUCGCACGGGAACUGCUACGGCAACCCAGAAGGUGCUCCUGAGCUGAACAGGGGCAGCAACGGCCUGUGCAGCGGGCCAUUCUGGUGGCCAUUGCUCGAAGGCUCGGUGGCCUUGGGAGGAUGGCACCGAGGAGCCUUCUACAGUGUCGUGCGAGACGUGGCGCUCCUGGCAGAGUCUCCAGGCAAAGACGUGACCCUCCAAGAGGACGGGCUGAAAGUGCACGAGAUCAGCGACGACGGCAGCUACUUCUUUGUGGAGAAGAAGGACUGGCAGUCGCACUUCGGAUUACUGCAGAGCGAGGAAGGCUCCCGGCAGGUGGUGGAGCAGCUGCGCGACGGGGCAGCGGUCUGGACUGGCUCAGUGAACAUCACUUUGCCCCGGGUGAAGCAGACAGUGCUCACCACAACCACCACAACCUCCAGUGCCCCGGAGGCUGGCAGCGGCCACUGGGAACAGGAGAGCUGCGAGUUCAGCUUCCCGGUGCCGAAGCUGCGGGGCCUGCGGAAGUGCAUGUGGAUGGUCCUUGCGGCUGCGGGCUCUGAGGAGGACUACAAGACGCUCAGGGACACUGGCAUCCCGGUCAGACCCAGAGGCAAAGGCGAGACGCCCGCCUAUGAGAAGAACCUCUGGGACUAUCGCUACAUUGGCAUGCCCGGCACGUUGAAGGCCUGCAAGAAUGUGCAGGACAACAUCUCUGACACAGUCACCUUCUCCCGCUUCCCUCCAGGGGUCUACGAGCUGAGGCUUCAGAAGAAUGGCAGGAAAAGGCUGCAGACGCAGGUGGUGAAACUCACGGGCGAUUGCAAGGUGAAGGCUGGCUGUGCCACCACUGGCACCUCGGGUGCGGGGGCCGACAAGCCCUGCAUUUUUCCUUUUAACUACGAGGGCAUCAUCUACCGAGAGUGUACCACGGUGAAGGCCUCUGCAAAAUGGUGCGCUACAAAGACGGAUGAUGAUGGACACUACAUCUCUGGCGAGUGGGGCUACUGCGGAGAAGCCUGCUCAGAGGCGGUGGUGCAGGAGAAGCUGCCGACUCCAGCCACCUAUGCCCAAGUUGGCACAGGCGUCUCCUGCGGCAAGGAGGCGUACCGCAGUGGGGACUCCCCGGAGAAAUGCAGAGAGUGGUGCGAGCAGCAUGAUGAGUGCAAGGCGUACGUGACCUUCGAAGACAGCCCUUGCGACAGCUGCCUGGCCUUCACAGCCAACGACUGCGGACCUGCGAACCAGCAGGCCAGCGAGUGCACGGGCCAGAUCUCGGCCUUCAACAAGAUCCGGAAAGAGGACAGCAAGGAAGCGACCAUGGAGGAGUGCCAGGUGACCUUCAGCUACGCGAACUGCAAGGACGGCGUGGACGACCGGGACAUCACCGUGGGCUUCAGCGCCGCUUUCCAGGGCUACCCCUUGAGCUACUCCGUGGAGUAUAGCGCUGAAGGCGGCAGCAAUUUGUUGGGCUGCCGCGGUACACACCGCGAUGUCGACUUGAAGUUCACAGAUGCCCAGGGCAAUAGCCAUUUGACAACACUAGUUGAGGGCGAGACUGCUGCCGUGGAGGUGACCAACUUCCGCUUCAGCAGCAACUGUCCCAUGAAGAAGGCGGCCAGCCCUGAGCCGUGCAGUGUGACCUUCUUGGACAGGAAUUGCGGCACGGGCGAGAGCUCGGACAAGACGGUGAAAUUUACGGCCAGCUUUGCAGAUGAGCCGCUGGAGUACAACUUGGAAUACGGCGAUGAAGGUGGCACCAACACGGACAGCUGCGCGGGCACCUAUCGUGAAGCCUCGAUCAGCUUCAUGGGCGCUGACACCUUGGCGCAGAGUGUGGUGCUGGUGGACAGCAGCGGAGAUGCGGUAGAGGUCAGCAAUCUGCGCUUCAGCAGGAACUGCCCCAUGAAGGAGGUGACCAAGCCAGCCUUGCCUGGUUUGCAUCCCGACUGGUCCAAGCCCAUUGGCUCGACGAUGACGGCGCUGAGUAGUCCAACCAGCAGCGAUGGGCCCGUGCAGAACCUUCUGGAUGCCUCCACCAACAGCUAUGCGAACUUUGCAGGCACCGGCUGGGCGUUCCCUGUCUGGGUGGUCUUCGACCUGCACAGCAGCAUCCAAGUGGCCGGAUUCGAAGUGAAGCCGCACAAGGCAGCGGGGGCGCCGAAGCGUCUGGCCCUGGGCUUCUGCGACACCUCCACGGCCGGGCCGUGGCUGCCGGUGGACACCUACAGGGUGAAGUCGGAGUGGAGCGGGGUGAAGCGCUGGCCCUUCGCCGACUCCUACUCAGGCCGCUUCUGGAAGCUGACUUUCCUGGAGUCCUUUGAUGGUUCCGCGCCGAAGAUCAACUACGUCCGCUUCUACCCGCCCGAGGGCGGCAUCAAUGAGCGGCGAGCUGCGAGCAUCUUGCAGACAGUCGAUGUGCUGGAUGAUGUCGUGGAGCAGCCAUCGUACGGGAGCUCGGCGCCAAACUACAACUCUGUGACCGUGAAGAUGGGUGCAAUGUCUGAAGCCGGGAUGCAGCACCUGCUGAUCAUGGACAUAUUGGUGUUUGACUCGGAAGGCAACCAGCUGCAGAUCAAGGAGCUGCGAGUCCUUGCUGAGAAGAAUGGGGCCGAUGCGCUGGCCCCUGGCAUCUAUGUAGGCGGAGCGCGCAUGGAGAGCAUCACCGACGGCUCCCACACCACGCUCCCCGACGGCGGAUGGGUCAACGGCGAGAUGGGCCAUGACCCCCACAUUGGUGUUCACGGCAGUUUGUCCGAGAACUCCGACAUCUUUCAGGUGACCGCAGAUGGGGACAUCGUCCGCCUGCAGCUGGACUUCUGCCGCAAGAACGAUGCACCCGCUCUGAAGUUUGUGCGUGGCGACGGCGCGGAGUCUUUGUCUCCGGCACAGUCUGGCAUGGAAGGCACGUCCGAGCAGAUCCACUUCCCGGCGCCUCCGAGCACGCUGCAGGGGCACCGGAUGUGGGCCUCGGAACUGGGCCAAUGGCAGCAGGGGGACCAGCUGCAGCCUGUUACGGUGCCCGAUGGAUGGGCCUACAGCUUCCCGAGCUUCGCGUCGGGGCAGUGCGCGGCGGCAGUGAAGUCCCUGGUGGCAGCGUCGAAGGCCCUCUGCGAGAAGAGCUGCGCAGACGCCAUGGGCUGCCACUUCUUUUCCUACGACGCAGGAUCGGGCGAUUGCAAGCACUUUGCCUCCUGUGAAGUGGACAGGAUGGACACCAAAGGCAACUACAUGACAUAUCAGAAGAAGCUUGCUUGCAGCACCGCCAUUGCCACGGCGCCGGAGGUGGCGCUCACUUCGCCGCUGCCCGGGUUCAAGACGCGGCACCAGUGCCAGGCUGCCUGUUCAUGGCAGGGCGCCUCGUUUGUGCAAUACCGCAAGGAUGACGACGACACGGUGUGUAGAUGUGGGCUGCCUGGCCUGUCCUUCUACCAGGUGAUGGUGGAUGUGGGUACCAACCGCAAGCCAUACGACAGUCACGAAGAGGCUGCUCCUUGCACAGAUCUGGAGGGUUGGAGCAACGGCUGGUGUCUCAUGGAGAUUUGUCCUUUGCCCGAAGACACGGCUGCUUCUGAGACCGAGUACUCGGCCUUCGGCACAGGCGGCCAUUGCAGCAGCAGCAUGCUGCGGAAAUCCAAAGGUGUGCCCAGUCUGACUGGCUGCCAAGGGCUUUGUACCCGGGAGGCGGACUGUCGCUAUGUCUCCUACGACGCAGGCGGAGUGGACAACGGUGCUUGCGUUCGCUACGCCAAGUGCCAGGAAGAUGCCAUGGUGGUUCCACCAGACACCGCCUUCUCCACCUUCCAGAAGAGCUCCAAGGGCAUGGACCGGCCGCCCAGCUGGCGGCUCUUCACCAGCUCUACCUGGCGCCGCGGCGCCAAGAACGAGCGUAACUGUUGGAAGAUUUCAGACGUGCAGUUCUUCGCCUCUGAGGAUUGCGAAACCAUGGAAUUUGGUGUGCCGCCCGAAAAGCAGAUCUUCAGUGGUGCCGCCUCAGGCUCCGACGCCAGCAAGGCCUUCCGCGCGGGCGCGGGCGCGGAGCUGCGGGGCGCCGACGGGGACUUCGGCUCCAGCGAGGUUUGGCUGGGCGCCAAGGAGCUGGGAGGCGUACGCUGCAUCCGCUUCGUGCAAGAGGCUUCUGCCGAGCACACGGCAACGCAGUCGGGCACUGGCUGCCGGCCACUCUCAAACCUCGAGGUGCAGAUCGGCGACUUUGAAGGUGCGAAUUGGAAGACCGUGGUGAGUAUCCCUUGGAGCGUCAAGAAAGACGGAGUGAACAAGUUCUCGAACCUGGACCGCGCCAGCGCCGCGGUGUUCCAGCUGGAUGCCUCCCUGGCGCCGCCCAAGACGCUGAGCUGCGUCUUCCAGGUCAACGACCGCCUGAAGUCGGUGCUCUAUGGGGGUGUGGACCUCAUGGGCCUCGCUGGCAUGGGCGAAGGCAACUCGGAGAAGGUGCACGUGGUCAGCUUCACGGUGAAACCAGGCGCUUACCUCGCGAUCACUGGCGAGGAUGCUGAGGGAGACUUCCACGACACUGGGGGCUUCUGGGCGGACUGCGGCUCGGUGGCGCCGGCCGCAAAUCUUCAGAGCUCUUGGGAGCUCUUCUGCAGCAACAACCACAUCGAUGUGGCCCACCGGGAGGGCGCCGGUGCUGGCUGGGCGCCCGGCUCGGCCAACAGCUUCAAGGCCAAGACCAAGCGCAUCUUCGGCGGCGCGGUGGACAAGGCCUCGCUGGGCAUGGAGGCGGCCAAGUACUGCACCUUCCGGAUGCUGCCGAAGAAGGCGUUGAGCUUUCAGACCCUUCGCUCCAAAGGUUUGUAUGGCCUCUCAGAGCUGGACAUGACGGCCUUCAACGAGCGCUUCCGCGAUGCGCGCACCGGUAUCAUCCGGCGAGAGUGCCAGGAUUGCGAGGACACGCACAAAAAGAUCUACAUGAGGCGCAAGACUCUGAAAGACACUUGGGAUGCCUACUCUGGCAUUGUGGUGCGCUGGGACGAGCAAGGUAUCCACAAGGACUUUGACCUCUAUUCCACCUUGCAGGAUGCCUUGGACGACCGCAAUGCCUGGGCACGCUGUGACGGGGUGCCCACCGAGGACGCAGGCUUUCCCGGUUCGUGCGGCCCGCGUGAGGCACCGACAGAGCCGCAGUGGACGAGCUUGAGCCCGGGGCAUGGUAGGCAGAACUACAAGUAUGCGGUCUACCAGGUGGGCCAGCGGAUGGUCAUGAACUUUGCAAACCACGGGGAAGGACUUUGCAGCGGCGUGCCGCUGCGCGCAAAGCUGGCGGUGGAGUCGGCGGAGGCGUGCCAAGAGCUCUGCGCCCAGGAGGAGGACUGCAUCUAUGUGAGCCAUGGCGACCCCAACACACUCUCUUGCAUGCAGUUCAGUGGCGCCUCUUGCGGUUCGCUGCAGUUCCCCGCCUGCGGCGGUCUCUCCUGCGGCUUCCAAACCUGGGCAAAGCAGCGCGAUGAUCGCGUGAAUUGCGACUUCGUGAUGAACGACCAGGUGGUUUCCGUCUACUACGGAAUCAACAUCACGGAGCUCGUGAGCAACACGCCGGGCAACGCCAAGGAGAGGCGGCGACUGAGUGUCGUCAGCAAGCCAGGUGAGUAUCUCAUUAUCACCGGCAUCAGCUUGGGUGGUGACAUGAAGUUUCAAGGCGGCUUCUGGGCAGACUGUGGCAGUUCCGCCCCGCCUGACAAGCUGGAUGACACCUGGGAGUCCUACUGCUCGGAUGAGCCGAUUGAUCAGCUGCACCAGAAAGGAGGCGGUGAUGGCUGGAGGCCGCCCAUGGUGAGGAGCACGGGCCAAGCAGCUUUCCCAAUCACGCUGGGAGACGAUGGCAAGUGGAAGUAUUGCGCUUACCGAGCUGUGGUGGCGCGGAUCCGGCCCGUCUGGACCAAUGCUUGGUGCAAAAGCGCCACCGUCUUCGACACCUGGCCGGGGAUGUCGGGCCUUCCCACGGCGUUCGCAUGCAGCAGCGCCUGCACGGGGGACGCACGCUGCCGCUUCUUCGGAUUUGGCAAGGACCCCCGGGCCACGCUUCCGCGCUGCGCCUUCUUCGAGACCUGCCGCGAGCGCCGAACCUACGACAAGGGCGACUUCCACGUGUACAAGGCGGAGGAAGUGCGCGACGAGCUACAGUGCACCUUCAAGCCAAGCAGCGAAGGCAUCCAGGACAUCUUCUAUGGAGCGUACAUUCCACAGAAGGACAGCGUGCACAUCACCGUCAGGCCGGGCACGUACCUGGUCUUCUUCGGGCGCACCUUGGGCCGGGGCUUCUGGGCGGACUGCGGGGGCCUGGCGCCCCGCAACGCCAUGCAGGAUGCCUGGGAGGCGUUCUGUGAUACGAGCCUGGACACGGUGCACAAGAUGGGGGGCGGCACUGGUUGGCGCACGCCGGUGGUUUCGGCGGACGAUGAGCUGGUGGGCUUCGAUGGCAAGGAGCACUGCGCUUUCCGGCUAAACCCUCACGCUCUGGCGUCCGCGCCGGAAGUCACCCCGGCGUUGCUGGAGCCCAUCUACACCCGGGCGCUGAGCUCCGGAAAGCGCUGGCUGCGCGGCCCCGGCGGCCCGCAGGGCAGCGACGUGGCAAAGGGCGAAGGAACUUACCUAGGGGGGAAGUACGAGGUGUACCUGAACCAGAGCCUGGAGGAUUGCCAGACGCUCUGCAGUGACCGUGAGUGGUGCACGGGCUUCAACUACAAGCACACAGACUCUUAUUCUACGGUGCCAGAUUGGAAGGCAAGCACGUGCCAGCUGGUCAGCCAGCUGCUCGCAACCGAAACAGGGGUUACCAAUCUUGACUCCUACCAGAAGCAGCAGCGGUCAGGACCUGUUACCGCUCCCUUCGAUGCGACGACCACAACGACCACAACGAUGAAGGUCUACAACUUCACCCUUGUGGGACAGGGUAUUUGCGCCAGCAUGGAGCGGCUGUUGCACCAGCCGGACGUGGGCUCCAGGGAGACCUGCCAAGAGAUUUGCAACCGCAUCCCCAAGUGCCAUGCCUACUCCUACUGCUCAGAUUCGGAGAUUUCCGGCUGCGUCGGAUUCUGUGGUCUCUACACAGGAACCGUGCACCAUGCGGACAACCAGAACACCAGCAGCUGCUGGGCCAAGACAACUUGCCGAACGAUCGUGCUCGACACGCCCAAUGCCACUGUGGCAGGAGAGUGGAAGUCCAGCCGAGUAGUGCCUGGUUUCGUGGGCCGCAACUACCUUGUGGACAAGCGCACGGGAGGCGCUGUCACCUGGGAGGUGCCGGAGGGGACCUUCAUGGUGACCAUAGGCUACACGUCCUAUGCGAACCGCGCCUCCAACGCACCGGUGACUAUCACCACAGGCGGCAGGCAGACAACCGUCCGGGUGAACCAGAAGCAAGGCCGAAGCAAGCUGCUGGGGAAGUUCACCUUCCUGAAGGGUGACACCGUGCAGAUCGGCACCUUCGGCGCCGACGGCAAGGUGGUCGCCGACUCGCUGCGGCUCUCCUCCUGCGCCGACGACCUCAACUCGGAGCUCGAGUCGCCCGACGAGGCACCGGAGACGGAGUGGCUUCUGGUGUUCCGCCAGACCUAUCCCAGCCUGUUCCAGAAGGGCCAGUGGUCUCUCAACGCCAAGAGCCCUGACAGUGAUAACUUCGCACUGCUUGAUGAGCUGGAGACAUUCAAGAUCGAUGGCGUCUUUACCUUCAGAUUGCGCUGGCCCAAGGAGCCGCAGCCGGACCAAAUCUGGCGGCAGACCAGCAACCCCGUGACCGCAACUCAUGGUCGGGUGGACGGCUAUCAGGCCGUAGAUGCACCCCAUACGGCCAUGGGAUGGGGUGGCCUACGCCACGGAACUGGCACCGCCUUGCUGGAUGGGUCUGUGUCAAUGGAGGGCCACCACGCGUAUGCAGUUGGCCUCAUGACGCAGGAUGGCAGCGCCAUCCCAGGUCCUGGUGAGCCGGUGCAGCAGGUGGAGCUCUACGUGGAGAAGUUCAAGGAGAUUGAGGUGCCAGAUGAGGCAGCGCUGGGCAACGAGGUCGUCGAGCUCCGGGGACAGUGCCGCAUGCUGCCGCCCAUCCGCGCUGACGCUCCGGGUGCGGAGUUGGUUUCGGAGUCCACCGAGCCGUGGUACGACGACUGUUCCUGCCUUUGCUCCCAGACGGUGGGCUGCCGCGCGCUGCUCUACCGAGACUCCACAGGCCUGUGCCAGCUCUUGGCACAGCCGUGGAAGCACAACUACUUGCCGCCUGCAGCAGACGACGACAUUGUGGCUUCUACCAAGCUCUGCGGGGAUCCGCAAUGCCCGUAUCGCUACUUCAUGCUGGAGGUGGUGGAAGCUGGGGACGCCACGGGCUGGAAGCUGGCGGAGCUGGAGCUGCGGGGCCGCUUCGGGAAGAUCGCCGCUCGGCAGGCGUAA